This is a messenger RNA of Hibiscus syriacus, 2657 nucleotides long. Its product is annotated as protein SMAX1-LIKE 3-like. Lineage: Eukaryota; Viridiplantae; Streptophyta; Magnoliopsida; Malvales; Malvaceae. The transcript is spliced from 3 exons. Bases 184 to 2508 code for a protein of 774 amino acids. The record is from RefSeq and is a predicted model, not a curated record.
AUAAAGCUUGAUGGCUGCUGCCUUAGUUUGAUAGCUCAUGAUUGAUCAAAUUCUUUGCUUUUCUUGAUAUCUAGAUGAAACCCACCGAGCUUGAAGCUCUAAGUGUUUUAUUUUCAUUUCUUGAUUCCCAGCGUUUGGAAGUAGUUUGUGUUUAGAUUUGUAGUUAAAAACAGUAGAAAAAAGAUGAGAGCUGGAGUUUGCACUGUGCAGCAAGCUUUAACAGUUGAGGCUGCGAGCAUGGUGAAGCAAGCAAUCGGCCUCGCUCGACGGCGAGGCCAUGCGCAAGUUACUCCACUUCACGUCGCGGGCGCUAUGCUCGCGACGUCCACCGGUCUUCUUCGAAGAGCUUGUCUUCAAUCUCAUUCCCAUCCACUUCAGUUUAGAGCUUUAGAGCUUUGCUUCAAUGUCUCGCUCAAUCGUCUCCCUGCAUCCACUUCUAGUCCUUUAUUAGGCCCUCAUCACCAUCAUCCUUCCCUCUCCAAUGCCUUGGCGGCCGCGUUUAAACGCGCCCAGGCUCACCAACGCCGAGGCUCCAUCGAGAACCAACAGCAACCGAUCUUAGCUGUCAAAAUAGAGUUAGAACAUCUCAUAAUCUCCAUCUUGGAUGAUCCGAGUGUUAGUAGGGUUAUGAGGGAAGCCGGUUUCUCUAGCACCCAAGUUAAAAUCAAAGUAGAACAAACAGUUUCUUUGGAGAUCUCUUCCCAAACUCCCUCCACAAAGGAAAACAACCCCAUCCCACAACCUCUCGGUUCUAACCCGAACGCUCAGACUCAGUUCGAGUUCGGGUUUUCAUCGAGCAAACUGCUAGACCAAGUUAGGAACGACCGAGAUGUGACCAAUGUUUUGAGCACGAUGAUGAAUAGGAAGGGAAACACCGUCAUCAUAGGAGAGUCAGUCGAAAUUGCUGAGAGUGUUGUUAGAGGAGUGAUGGAUAAGUUGGAGAAAAUGCAAGUCUCCGGGGAUUUAAGAUACCUUCAGUUAAUCAGUUUUCCACUGUUUUCACUCAAAAAUCUCGGUAAAGAUGAAAUGGAGCAGAAGCUUGUAGAGCUUAAAUGCCUUUUAAAAAGUUAUAUGGGAAGAGGGGUUGUCUUGUACUUAGGUGAUCUCAAAUGGAUUUCAGAGUUUUGGUCAAACUAUGGUGAUCAAGGAAGGAACUACUAUUGCCCGGUGGAGCAUAUAGUUAUGGAACUCAAAAGAUUAGUGAGUGGGAAAUUGUUUCUCAUGGGAAUUGCAACUUUGAAAACUUACAUGAAGUGUAAAUUAGGCCAUCCUUCUCUUGAAUCAAUUUGGGAGCUUUAUCCUCUUUCAGUUUCAGCUGACAGCUUAAGCCUCAGUCUUAAUCUUGAAAGCUGCGAUUCUCAGCCUCAGUAUAGAGCAAAGGAAUCUAUAGAUUCCAUUACUAGGCCAGUGGCUGAAGCUGAAGUAAAUAAGAAUCAAAGUUCCUUCACUGGUAGAUUGUUCAACUUUGACAAUGUCGUCUCUUCCAGUUCAAGUUUGCCUUCAUGGCUGCAAAGCUACAAGGAAGAAACCAGAACAAAUCUUUCCCAUGAUACUAAGGAAGCUCUUAAUCUAAGCUGGCCAGUCAUUUUUGAAUCCAAGAAGUCACCUAAAGAGAUCCAGUUUUGGAUAUCUGAAAAUGACCCCAAGCCGGAACUCCUCUCGAAUCCGAACUCUAGCCCGAAUCCGAACUCUAGCCCGAAUUCGGCUUCUUCGAGUGAGGCGAUUGAGGAGGAUAUCAGCGGAUUUAACGCGUUCAGGUCUCUUAAUGCUGAAAACAUGAAUAUUUUAUGCAAUGCUUUGGAGAAACAGGUUCCAUGGCAGAAGAAUGUGAUUCCUGAAAUCGUUAGCACCAUCCUAGAAUGCAGGUCGGGGAUGAGAGAAGGCAAAAGCUGGUUAAACCAAAGAGAGCUCAAAGAAGAAACUUGGCUAUUCUUCUUAGGAUCCGACAAUGAAGCCAAGCAGAAGAUUGGUAGGGAGUUAGCUAGACUCGUGUUCGGUUCCCAAACCAGCUUUGCCUCCAUAAGCCCGAGCGAUUUUGGAUCGAAAAGGGCCGAUUCGAACCAAGAUAACAAGAGGAAGAGAUCAGAUGAGUCAGGCAACGGUGAUCAUGUUCUUCAUAGAUUCGGCGAGGCGUUGAACGAGAACCCUCACAGGGUUUUCUUCGUGGAAGACAUGGAGCACGUUGAUUACGGCUGUCUGAAAAGGAUCAAGCAAGCAAUUGAAACCGGAAAUGUGACUGUUCCUGAUGGUGUUACGGUUCCUGUAAUGGAUGCCAUUGUCAUUUUCAGCUGCAAAAGCUUCAGUUCGACGUCGAGAGCUUGUUCUUCGAGGAGAAGGCCGAAAUGUAGUGACACAGAAGAGAUGAAAGAAUCAGAAACAGAGCAAGAUAAAAACCAAUCUGUUUCUCUGGAUUUAAACAUUGCCAUUGGAGAUAACAGUGAGGGAAGUGACCAUGAAAUUGGGAUACUGAAAUGUGUUGAUAACCAAAUUGUUUUUAAAGAAGAGUAACAGCCGGGGAAGAAGAUGGUGAUGAAGGAGGCAAUUAUUUCUCUCUUUUUUUUUUUUUUUUUUACUUUGAUUUUCGUUUCACUUACGUUGUGUGUGGUAUAUCUCUUUGGAGGGACGGAAAGAAAGAAUGAAACUAACAGUGAAAUUGU